Molecule: messenger RNA, 512 nt
Organism: Phoenix dactylifera (date palm)
Lineage: Eukaryota; Viridiplantae; Streptophyta; Magnoliopsida; Arecales; Arecaceae
Source: RefSeq, a predicted model, not a curated record
GCCAGGGACAGUUAUGGAGCUCAAACCAAGUGUGGCUUUGAGGGCUCUCCUUGCAGGUGGCAUAGCUAUUUUUGCAAAGGUGGGUGGGGCAAUGAAGGCUGCAGGUAGUGCCAAGGUGGGUGCAGCAGCAGCUGCUAUGUCUGCUGCUGCAACUGCAGCCGUUUCAGGAACCAAACGAGAAGAAAAGGACACCAACAAAGAGGCCACAAAGUGAAGCUUAUGCUGUUUUCAGCCUCAUCUUUCGGUCAUGGGGCCUGAAUGAGCUGCAUGCUUGCGGGAAUCAUCAUGCUCACUUGAGAAUUUGAGCGAUACAGUUUCACCGUAGGUAGAUGAAUGGAUUUGAAGCUAGAUCUUUGAGCAAGAGAACUUUUUAUUUCAGUUUUGCAAGCUGGUUUCAGGCCAAGUCUUGUCAACCUGGCCACUUCAUCAUAAUGUAAAAUUUGCAAUAGCUAUAACCUUUGACUGGGAUGAAAAGGCUGCAAUUGCAUAUAUCUGUCCAUGUUGUUUUAUCU